Messenger RNA from Dioscorea cayenensis subsp. rotundata (Guinea yam), 1052 nucleotides. RefSeq lists its product as uncharacterized. The record is from RefSeq and is a predicted model, not a curated record. Bases 265 to 840 code for a protein of 191 amino acids. NCBI's taxonomy places the organism in Eukaryota, Viridiplantae, Streptophyta, Magnoliopsida, Dioscoreales, Dioscoreaceae. The transcript is spliced from 4 exons.
UAAUUUCACUUGCACAAUCAAACAACCCUCAAGUGAAAUCCAUUGCUGUGAAAUCUAAAGUGGAAGGAGCAGUGACCUCUUCUCCGCUGCAUCAUCGCCGGAACCCUAGAUUUGCGAGUGGUUUUAGCUGUUGAUUAGGAGGCUGCCAGAAGUCUUUUCAUUUAGGGUGAAAUCCAUCUCUGUGAAAUCCAAAGCCGGAGGAGCAGUGACCUCUUUUCCACCGCAUCAUCACCGGAACCCUUGAUUUGCCAGGUGCCUCUCACCAUGGAGUUGAAGAUCACACAGGCCAUGACCCUCAUGCUGAGCUACAUCGUCUUCUGCUUCACUGUCAACUGGACAAGAAAUGUCUAUCCGGUCAGUUCAUCUGAAAAAUUAUUUUUUGGAUUCCUUCUCGCCAUAGGAUUUGGAGUGUCUGAAGGAAUCGAGUAUUUUAUGGAUUUCAUCAUCCCCAAGAUAGCAAAGAAGAGCAGUAGUAGAUACAUUAAGGGCAUGGUGGUGGUCUUAUUAUCUUUGAUGGUGGUCAUCUCCACACUAUGUAUUAGUGUGAAAUUCCUGCUAAGGAUAGAAGCUUCGCAGCCUUUUUUCGAAGCAGUGUCUGAAGAUUUCGUCAAAAGAUACUGCUUGGUGGGUGUUCCGGUUCUUUAUCUGUGGUCCAUGGCAUUGGGCAGAUUUAUGUACUUCUUGGAUGAUGCCACUUUCAGAUCCAAGAAGAGAGUAAAUGAUGCUGGUCUCACCAGAUCUGAAUUUAUCCUGAUGGGGUUAAAGAAUAUGGGGAGGGUGACCGAUGCGGAGAUACAUCAACUUCGGGCACGGUACGACGAGGAGAGAAGGAGGCGAUGAGUUGUUUUCUGUUGUGGUGGUUUAAUCAAGCUAACAUGUCUGAGUCUAUGUAUUGGAUUGGAUAUAUUUGUAUUGACUUUUCUGAUGUCUGUUAAUUUGUCUUUCCCAACAAUAGCUUUAUAUCAUGUGUUUGAGACUUGAUUUUCAGAUUAAUGAAUUAGGUUUUAACUGGACAAGAGCAUGAGUGGUAUGAAAAUAUGUGUAAGUUGUGA